AUGACAAAUGCAUUCCGAUUGCAGUGCGAAGACGCUGAACGCGAUCGACAACCGGAUCCUAAAGCGGUUUCGAAAUGGGAGGAGGUGGUGAGGAAAGUGGCAUCUACGCUGAAGAGUGCAAAAUUGAAGCAUAGUUGUGAGUACAAAGAUUUGGAUUUUUGGUCAAAACGUGGAGUGACUCAUCCACUUGCGGAACAUGCUGUGGCUAUUGAGAAAACAACAUCAAGUGUUCCAAAAUACGAAUGGACGGCACCUAAGGAGGUCACCAUUCUCAGCGAAUCAGCAGUGAAUUUGUUAUGUUCGAACUGCUUUACCGUGAACAUUUUUAUUACAUUACCAGACAACUUGUUUGGGAAGCGGGAUUAUAUCAAUCUCAUAUAUCCGACGAAACGUGCCCAUUAUAUGUGCAGCGCGAUUGUGGCCCUUCGAAAGGCUUUCAGUGAUUUCACUGUGGCUUUUGUGCCAGGUUUUGCGGGAGACAAACUCUUCCCUAACGUUCAGAUCACUGAUGAUGUGUCGUUAGCUGGAAAGCUGAUGACAAAUGCAUUCCGACUGCAGUGCGAAGACGCUGAACGCGAUCGACAACCGGAUCCUAAAGCGGUUUCGAAAUGGGAGGAAGUGUACAAAGAUUUGGAUUUUUGGUCAAAACGUGGAGUGACUCAUCCACUUGCGGAACAUGCUGUGGCUAUUGAGAAAACAACAUCAAGUGUUCCAAAAUACGAAUGGACGGCACCUAAGGAGAACUUGUUUGGGAAGCGGGAUUAUAUCAAUCUCAUAUAUCCGACGAAACGUGCCCAUUAUAUGUGCAGCGCGAUUGUGGCCCUUCGAAAGGCUUUCAGUGAUUUCACUGUGGCUUUUGUGCCAGGUUUUGCGGGAGACAAACUCUUCCCUAACGUUCAGAUCACUGAUAAGACUGGCUCAGGACAAGUUCUGAUUCAUUUUGGUGCUGCCGAAUCUACACUAGCGAAAACUUCACGAUUUGCGCCGAAUGUCUCUAAUCUUCGAGCGUCGACAAUCUACGCGAGCGUUACGGAUAAGGAUGAAGAGCCUACACCGUUCUACAACCAAAGGGUUCUACGUACUGUACUUGAAUCGGCGGUGAUCCGAAGAGUAUCAGCAGAACUUCGGCAUAAGGAGACUGUAACUGCAGCCCUUGCCCUUGUGAAUCGAUGGUUUACUUGUCGUGGAUUUCAUGAAUUUGAUCCCGUCUUUUUGGCAUGUUUCAUGGCUAAACUAAUGGAGGGCAGUAUUGUAGCCAAACAGCAGGACCUGCUCACUGUGCUUCGGAAUUUCUUUGUAGCAAUAGUUAAUUGGGAUAUUUCCUCCCCUGCUGGAUUUCAUCCCGACGAUCUCGAAGAAGAUGUUAUUUCUGCACAUCUUGCAACUUUUCCAGUGGUUUUUCUUGAUCAAACGGGAUACUGGAAUAUAUCCAGUGGGAUUUCUAAGGAAUCACUCGUACUGGUAAAGACUGAUUUGAGCCGGUCACUAACCGUUCUAGGAGAUUGCCUUGCAUUUGACACGCUAUUCCUUGAGCGUCAUCAUUUCUUCUCAUCCUUUGACCACUAUUUCAGGCUGGUUUUGACGCCUGAAAAUCUGGCAUCACUCUUCAAAAGACCGGAUUUGCUUAUCGACACAGUGGACGAAGAUGAUCGCCUUGCAAGGUUCGUAGCCGGGCUCAUGAAGGCGAAAUUCAAGAGUGCCUUGUCGGACGUUUUUUCGACAAUAUUCGCUUGGAACCAAAGCGGCGCCACCUAUUUGAUUGGACUACGUGCUACAAGGGAGUGGACGAAUCCGUUAACCGUGGGUCCUGUUGCGACGGAUCCGGCAGCGAAAGAGUUCCGAGCGUUGUGGAAGGAGAAAACACAACUCAGGAAGUUUGCUGAUGCUAGAAUUUGCGAGUGCAUGGUGUGGGCAGAGGCUGCAUCGGAAGGUGUUCCUCGAUCGAUUCUUCAGUUCAUUCUCAUCAACCACUUCGGUCUGCCAGCCGGCUGUAUCUCAUGGCGGAGCGUCUUUCCGUCAGGAUUCUCUUCACCUAGAGAUGUAAAUACAAGGAUAAACAAAGCCUUUGCUGAUCUCAGUGCAAUUCUCAGAUCUGCGAAGGGCCUCCCGCUGAUGAUUACCAACAUUCACGGCAUCAGCUCGUAUCUAAGGGAUACAGAGCCCUAUGCUGCUGAAGUAAUAUGCAGAGCCGACCAAGGGCAAAUCGAGAAUGAACAUCGCCUGUUGGCACAGCGCGCGGUGCCUGCUUACAACGGAUCUGUUACAGGUCAGCUGCUGUAA
Ostertagia ostertagi is the source of this 2280-nucleotide messenger RNA. NCBI's taxonomy places the organism in Eukaryota, Metazoa, Nematoda, Chromadorea, Rhabditida, Trichostrongylidae. The record is from the annotation of a GenBank genome assembly.